AUGGCCCAAACUGCUCAAAUCGCAAGUGCUACACAGAAAAGCUUCAAAGUGGUCGUCCUCAUGGAAGCAGAUCAAUUGACCAGAGAUGCUCAGCAUGCCCUUCGACGUACUAUGGAAAAAUAUUCGAUGACUUGUCGUCUAAUUCUUUGCUGCGAAUCUCUGAGUCGAAUUAUUGGUCCGUUGAAGUCCAGAUGUAUGAUUGUUAGAGUGGGCGCCCCUACGGAUGAAGAGGUUCGUGAUGUGUGUAUAUCAGUCGCAGAAAGAGUCAGACUUACGGUCCCGGAUUCUGUUAUGGACCAGAUAGUGACGAAAGCACGAGGGAAUCUGCGACGUGCAUUGUUAUCUAUGGAAGCGGUGAAAAGGAAGGGAGUACCUAUUAAAGACACUGAAAAGGUGCCUGAACCAGAAUGGGAGAUCUACCUUCGAGAAACUGCCGAUUUGAUGAUCAAAAAGCAAAAUAAUGAAAACAUCCUCGCAGUGCGAGAACGCUUGUAUGAACUGAUCUCUCGUUGUAUACAACCGAAUCUCAUAUUUUCGUAUCUACUUCGAGAGUUGCUGAAGCGCACUCCGUCAUCAGCUAGGCGGGAAGUGAUCGAGAUGGCUGCUCUCUAUGAACAUCGGCUCACAAGAGGACAGAAGGCCAUUAUUCACCUCGAAGCUUUUGUUGUCGCAUUCAUGGACAUCUAUCUGAACAGCAUUAACUCCUAA
Cooperia oncophora is the source of this 708-nucleotide messenger RNA. Lineage: Eukaryota; Metazoa; Nematoda; Chromadorea; Rhabditida; Trichostrongylidae. The record is from the annotation of a GenBank genome assembly.